UGUAGAAUUUGAAACAAUUUAUUGGUAACAGAGUGACACCCUUUCCAUCACUAAGCGUUGCCCAUGGCAACCUUUGUGUUGUUAUGUCAAUGGAGACAGUCAAAAUACAGCCGGCCACUAGCAAAGAAGUGAAAAGACCAAAUAUUUCUGACCAUGCCACUGCUGGAGGCACCGGCCGAGUAUCUGGAGUCCUCGCCAGACCACUCCCUUCAGGCGGAGCUGCCGCUCCUUUUGGCUCCCCCAGGUCCGGCGGCCUUGGCCCAGGUCCGGAUGCCUCCACCUGAGGUUCGACUCAACCAACAGAAUCGCGCCCAGCAGCAGCAGAGGACGCCGUUUAAUCGUCGGCCACUGGGCCGCCGGAACUCCUUCGACCGGGAUGUCCCCAUCACCGAGGAGACACAUCACCUUCCGGCCUUCGUGCACCUGCUGCCCGUGGUUUUGCCCCAACAGGCACCGGAACCGACCUUGGACGAGCUACUGCGCCGCGUGACCCAGCGAACAGACCUCGAGGCGGUGGAGGAGGUGCGCCUGCGCGUGAUCUCCUACACGAUCAGCCUGUCCCGCCUGUCGCUCUUCCUGCCGCGGCUCCAAAGCCUCGACCUGAGCGGCAGUGUGCUGAGCUCGCUGCGAGACCUGGGCUACGGACUGCUCCAGCUGACCCGGCUGGACAUCAGCAACUGCGGCCUGAACAGCUUCGAUGGCACCAGCGGGCUGCCGGCCAUCCGGGUGCUGAUCGCCGACGGAAACAUGAUCCAGCGGGUGGAUCCCCUGGCCGAGCUGGUCCACCUGCGGGUCCUGAAGGCGAGGAACAACCGGAUCAGCGAGCUGGGCCUGCUCUCCUUUCUGGGCAUGUGUCCGCAGCUCCAGGAGGUGGAGUUGCAGGGGAAUCCUGUGUGCCGGCUUCCACUUUACCGCUCGCUUCUGGCGCGCAGUGUGCCCACGUUGCAACUGCUGGACGAACGGGUUUUGAACGCCCCAGCGACUCCGGCGGAGAUUGAGGCGGGUCCAUCGCCGGGCUCCAGCGACUUGGAGUCCGGUUCAGAGGGGGCACUCGCACUCCCACGUCCGGCCACCGCACCCGCUCCAGAGCCCGUUCAGAUCAUCCUUAACCCCGGCAUCCGGCGGCAAGUGUCGGCCAGUUCCGCCUCCACUCCGGUGGCCGGAUCCGUGCUGGGACUGGUCCGCCAGCGUCGGCGGCGCAGUGGCCACGCCUGGGUCAGUUCCUCCUCCUCCUCGUCCUCCAGCGGAUCGUCAUCCGCCUCGUCGGCCAGGUCCACACGGACCCCUUCGAUGAGCUCGUGCUCCUCCAACAGCAGCCUCGACGUCCAGUCAUCCACUUAUGCCUUCAGCCCACAAUCAACGCUGGACUAGACCACUCAAUCUAUUCAAAAACUUUUAUAAUCGUAUGAAAAUAUAUAUGUAUAACAUAAGUACGUAAGUUCGGAUUUUAAAUCCUCACCGUUGCAAGCUUAAUAGAUUGUUAAAUAUAUAUACAUUUCGGAUUAAAAUUAAGGAUGUCACAACAAUUCCGAUCAA
Molecule: messenger RNA, 1536 nt
Organism: Drosophila gunungcola (fruit fly)
Lineage: Eukaryota; Metazoa; Arthropoda; Insecta; Diptera; Drosophilidae
Product: leucine-rich repeat-containing protein 56
Exons: 3
Coding region: 154-1371 (405 amino acids)
Molecular function (GO): protein binding
Source: RefSeq, a predicted model, not a curated record